Molecule: messenger RNA, 1068 nt
Organism: Amorphotheca resinae ATCC 22711
Lineage: Eukaryota; Fungi; Ascomycota; Leotiomycetes; Helotiales; Amorphothecaceae
Exons: 1
Coding region: 1-1068 (355 amino acids)
Biological process (GO): mitochondrial RNA 5'-end processing
Cellular component (GO): mitochondrion; mitochondrial envelope
Source: RefSeq, a predicted model, not a curated record
AUGUUAUAUAUUGCUUCAGACAGUCCAAUCUCUAAAUCUAGGGAGGCUCUCUCAGCCUUGAGAGAAUCUUUGCUUGCAGAGGAGCAAAAAAAGACACCUGAGAAAUCCACUGCUUCAAAGAAAAAAAGCCACAAGAAAUCAAAAGCGAAAGGUACUACAAAGGCGGAGUCUCAGAAGGAAGCCAGCGAGGCUUCUGGGAUCAAUAAUGAGAACCCUGAGGAAACGGGGAAGGCGACCGAAAAUGGCUCAGAGAAAUCCACAGAAUCCAUAAAGGGCUCGCAAACCGCUACAUCAAAGGGAUCAGACACGACUCGGAAGUCAACCAAGAAGACAAAGUCCUCGAAACUCUCAAAGUCUUCGAAACCAUCGAAACCAUUGGAAGCGGAGCAAACCACUGGUAGAGAUGGCGACAAUGAAAGCAAAACCACCUCGUUAUUACCUCGAUACAGUCGACAAUCGAAAGGGCCACAGAUAGUAAGAAGGACAGUGUCGAAAUCUACAAAAGAACAUCUUUCGGGCAAGAAGUUUGAUGCGUCCUUUAUUGAUAUCAACGAUAUUGCAGCAAGGGGGACGCUUGUGAAGAUCAUUGAGGAGGGCAAUUUGUCCCCGAGUGAUACGGUGAAGGCAGUGCGAAGCUUGCGUGCUAGUCUUGUCAGAAAGACACCAUCCACUGUACCUCCUGGCCAUCGGCAACCUAAACUCGGUACAAGCAUCAAAGAUGGUAUGCUGAAGCAGCCGCCAAAGUCUCCAGGACCUAUACCUGGGGUAAGGCCUCCUAAGCGCAUGGUAUGGUACGGAUCAACGCAACCGAAGCCUGUCAAAACAGGUCCCAUGAAAGGCAAACCCGGCUUUGAGAUCAAGACUGUUGACGCAGAUGAACUGUCCUUGGUUCCGAUUGACAAGCCCCAACCUCCCGUUCCAAAUCUCGCUCACGGACUCGAAAGAGUGCUGUUUAACCCCGGCGUAUAUCAUCUUCAAGACCCUCGAUCUCGAGUAUUCAACUUUAACCCUUACUUAGCUAAUAUAAUGCCUGCCAGCGAGUUUGAUUUCAAUGCGUUUUGCUGCUGA